GAGGAAGAGGGUUUCGGCCGAAGGUGACGCUGAGGCGACGGAGGUGCGGAGAGCAGAGUGGGCCGUGAGUGAGAGCGAGCCACGGCAGCACCUUAGGCGCUCUCCCCCACGUCUCUGCGGUGAAUGGCGGCGGGAUGGAGCACGAGGGGAGCGGCGACAGCGGGGGGUCGGCCGGGCUCCUGCAGCAGAUCCUCAGCCUGAAGCUCGUGCCGCGCGUGGGCAACGGGACCUUGUGCCCUAACUCCACUUCUCUCUGCUCCUUCCCAGAGAUGUGGUAUGGUGUGUUCCUGUGGGCACUGGUGUCCUCUCUCUUCUUUCAUGUCCCUGCUGGAUUACUGGCCCUCUUCACCCUCAGACAUCACAAAUAUGGUAGGUUCAUGUCUGUAAGCAUCCUGUUGAUGGGCAUCGUGGGACCAAUUACUGCUGGAAUCUUGACAAGUGCAGCAAUUGCUGGAGUGUACCGAGCAGCAGGAAAGGAAAUGAUUCCAUUUGAAGCCCUCACCUUGGGCACUGGACAGACGUUUUGUGUAGUGGUGGUCUCCUUUUUACGGAUUUUAGCUACUCUAUAGCACAUACCCUUGUGCUAUGAUGGCGAACCUAAGUUUCAUAGAAUCCUCAAAAAGAAUACAGUAUGGAAUGUGUUUUCUUAGUUCUUCAAACGGGAAGCAACUUGGAUGAAAAGGUAUAUGAAGAACAUUUCAGUCCUUUCUUCAAUUUGAAGCUCCAGGAAUUAAAGAUCUCUUUGGACUCAUUGUUCUCAACGAAAACAAAUCAAGUUUCUUUUCUUUCUUUCUGAUGAAGGUUGGCAUCCUUCACACUGAAAUUUAUAAUGUUCUGUGAGAAAAUGCAACGUUGCAUAUUUCAGAGAAACUAUGGAUCAUAUUAGUUUAUUUCUGAGCAGAGUAUACUUUACUAAAAUCUAACUUGAUCUAAUCUUGAUUAAAAUUUGGCAGACUCAUCUCUUGCUACAUCUUCAUGACAGUAAGUGCCAAGUAGGUUUUGGUUGAAUAUAGUGUUGUGAACAAAUUUGGUGAAAUUUGUUGCACACAAAAAAAAUCUAUAACUCAAGUAGUGGCUUCGAUUCCACUGUUUAAAGAAAAAGGAGCUAACUACUGAAUGAUGUGACAUUUUUAUGGAUAACUAUCUUGACCUCUGAUUAUUUAAUAUAUUUUAAGAGAUGUGAAUUUGUUUUUUUGUACAUUUUAUCAAAAUAAGCUAGAUAAUUGAGACUUUUUCCCCCAAAGCUCCUGUACUACCUCUUCCUAUAACUUUUAUUCUAUUGCUUUUAUUUAGUUUAAUUGGAAACAUACCCUAUUAAAUAGUUGGGAGUUGAAAAUUUUCACCCAGAUUGUUUAGGACACUCUUUGAACAUUGAGGCACACGCACAAAAAGAUACUUUAAACGUUCUGUUACUGUUUUUCUUAGUGACUUUGGUUUACUCAUGGCUCUUGAAAAAUUGUAUAAGUGCAGCUUAAACUAGAGUUAGUGGUUAUGGAUUUCCUAGUCUUAAUGUGGUUACCUAGUGGUGGGUCUUGAGCUCACUUUUACAGUAUUGGGUAUCACUCCCAGAAAGUGCCUAAAGUUUAAUUUUCAGAUAUGCCUUCCACUGUGCCCUUUACAUUUUCCUUCAAGAGAAUUUAUAUCCUUAAAGAGAAUUAAAUAUCAGAGUUUUUUAAAACCCAAUUUUAGCUAUUUUAAUUUUUCUUCUAAUGCCUAACUUACUUUUUCAUUUAAAGGCCUGAAAACUGUAACCUUCAAAAGAAAAAGGAUUGCAAAAAUUAUCUAACUUUAUCCUUACCACCUAAACUGUUCUGUAUGAAAUACAAUCGAUGUUAUCUGUUUUCAAAAUAGUUUCUGGUAAUUUUAUCUGACAUUUUUAAAGGAAGGUUUUCAUUGUGAGUGUAAGGCUAACUGCCCAUGAGGUCGUGUGCAGUUCUAUUUGAUUUAAAGCAAUAUGCACUCUGGCUUCUGAUUAAAAACAGCCAGGAGUACCAAUUUACCAGGGAUAGUCAAAGAGAAAAAUUACAAAGGAUCACAAAAAGUAACUGGACAUUUUCUUUUAACUAAUCGUCCAUUAGACCACUUAUCAAAAUUAUAGUGUUAUAUACACAUAGACUAGGUGGAAAAUUACAGGAGUUGGAAUGUAGGCAAAUGUCUUUACAAAUUCCCCAACAAGAUUACUCUCCAAUGCUCAAAUCUUUCUUUCAAGCAAAUUUUUAAGUCUUUAGUUGAAGACUCCAUUUUUCAGUUCAGUGAGCCGGAUUUGGAAAAGUAGCCCUUCAGUUUAAGAAAUUUGUUGUAGGAAAUUAUUUUAAUGAUCUCUAUUGAAGGAUGCCUCUUAGCAUUCUCACCUAAAACAUUCCUUUGGAUAGAAUUUCACAAAUUGAACGUGGGCCAGUGGUCAGUGGGCUCCUCCCCCUAAAUACUAAUUUUUGAACAUACUGAUCCAUGAUUUAUUUGGUUUAUUUUUCUUUUAGAGCCAAGACACAAAAAUUAAUGCAUUUUGAAAGUUGUCUUUGUUUUCAUCUGUUUCUUGUUUGAUUAUCCACUCUUUUUAAAAACUUCAAAUAUAAAGUGUAUCUUCAAAUUAUUGAAUAUUUCAUCCAUCCCAGUCUGUGAACAUUCUCCUGUGAAUAAAUGUAUAUAGACUUUA
Molecule: messenger RNA, 2653 nt
Organism: Balaenoptera acutorostrata (minke whale)
Lineage: Eukaryota; Metazoa; Chordata; Mammalia; Artiodactyla; Balaenopteridae
Gene: TMEM170A
Product: transmembrane protein 170A
Exons: 3
Coding region: 135-569 (144 amino acids)
Biological process (GO): endoplasmic reticulum tubular network organization
Cellular component (GO): endoplasmic reticulum membrane
Source: RefSeq, a predicted model, not a curated record